UAUUACAGCUGACAUUUUAAGAGAAAUGGCGUCCUUCAAGAAAUUAAAUACUAAAGGAUUCGCCAGACCGGGAUCAGAAAUAACGCCGGAUACGGUAUAUUGGAAAAAGUACAGUGCUCCUGUUUUAGUUAAAGAAUUCGGCCCAAUUGAUUACAUUGACUUCUCACCGGUGGAACCGCAUUACUUCGCUGUCACCUGUUCGGUCCGAGUACAGGUGUACAAUCCAAUUACGAAGUUAGUUACCAAAAAUCUAAGCAGGUUCAAGGAAGCUGCUUAUGGUGGAUCAUUUCGUAAUGAUGGUCGACUGAUUUGUGCUGGUGGCGAGGAAGCUGUAAUCAGAUUAUUCGACGUUAAUACAAAGAGCCUUCUUAGACUCUUCUCUGGUCAUAAAGCUGCUGUACACAGAACUUUCUUCACUGCAGACAAUCUCCACAUAGCUUCAUUCUCUGAUGACAAAACUACGAUACUUUGGGACAUUCCCAGCGAGAAACAGGUAAUAUCUUUCAAUGAACAUUCAGAUUACAUCAGAGCUGGUGCAGUUAGUCCAAUCUCCAAAGACAUAUUCUUGUCUGGAGGUUACGACAAGCAGAUACACAUGUAUGACACCAGAACAAGUCAGAAGAUUCUUAGUGUAACUCACGAAGCUCCAGUUGAAAGUUUAUUAUUUUUACCUAUGGGAGGAAUAUUCCUAUCUGCAGGUGGGACAGAAAUUAGAGUAUGGGACGCGCUUGCUGGUGGGAGAUUACUAGCAAAAAUCGGCCAACAUCACAAAACUGUGACAUGCUUAAAAAUAGCUUCGAACGGUUACAGAAUUGUAUCUGGUUCAUUAGAUAGACAUGUAAAAAUUUACGACUCCGGGACAUAUAAAACCGUCCAUUCAUUCGAUUAUCCGAAUGCAAUCCUCAGCAUAGGAAUUAGUCCAAACGAUGAAACGAUAGUAGCUGGCAUGGUAGAUGGUUUGAUCUCUGUGAAAAGAAGGGAAGAAAACGUGAAGAACGAAAAACCGCAACGGAAGAAAGUGUCGUACAGACAUUCGGGGAAGAAUUUACACACUCCUCAAGUAAAUAUCGUCGUCCACAGAGAGAUGAAAGAGAUCAUGUCUAAGCACGAUACGUGUUUAAGAAAGUUCGAGUAUUCGAAAGCCUUAGACUGCGUUAUGAUGAACUACGUGGUAAAUAAAACGCCGCAUGUCACGGUUGCACUUAUGCAGGAACUUAUUAGAAGGCAAGGCUUGAAACAAGCUCUCAGUGCUAGGGAUGGUAAAUCUCUUGUGAAUAUUAUCAAAUUCUUGAACAGACAUAUAGGCAGUGUUCAAUUUGGAAGAGUGCUGCUUUACGUGGCUAACGUAUUAAUGGAUAUCUACGAAGAUCAUUUGGACGAGCUUGCAGCCGAACCCCGGAAGAUGUUCAGCAUUUUAGCCUCGAAAUUGGAAGAAGAAGAAAACUUAAUAUUAGCGUUGUCAGAAUUGCAAGGGAAAUUACAUAUGAUACUAUCUGCUGCUGAAACGGUACCUCCAACCCCAGCGAAAGAUGCUUUGACCUUUGAGCCUUCGACUGCAGCUCAGAAAAAUUUAAUUUUAAGCAUAGCAUGAAUGUAGGACGUAGGUAUUCAUUAACAAAAACUUUGUACAUAUUUUUCAUGCACUUUAAUAAAAUUAAAACUGACUGAUA
Molecule: messenger RNA, 1670 nt
Organism: Ceratina calcarata
Lineage: Eukaryota; Metazoa; Arthropoda; Insecta; Hymenoptera; Apidae
Product: U3 small nucleolar RNA-associated protein 15 homolog
Exons: 5
Coding region: 26-1591 (521 amino acids)
Biological process (GO): positive regulation of transcription by RNA polymerase I; rRNA processing
Cellular component (GO): nucleolus
Molecular function (GO): protein binding
Source: RefSeq, a predicted model, not a curated record